CUCUUCAGAAACCCUACGAGAGAGAGAGAGAUAGCUUCGCAGCAGGUCGCAGCUUUCGCUUGAAUCAAAAGAGCUCUCUUUUAGCAGAAAAACAAUGGCGACAGCUAAAACUGUGAAGGACGUUUCUCCUCAUGAGUUCGUCAAGGCUUACUCUGCUCACCUUAAACGAUCUGGCAAGGUAGAGUUGCCUCCAUGGACUGAUAUUGUGAAGACUGCUAAAUUUAAGGAGCUUGCGCCAUAUGAUCCUGACUGGUACUAUAUUAGAGCUGCCUCCAUGGCAAGGAAGAUUUACUUGAGGGGAGGCCUUGGUGUGGGUGCUUUCCGUAGGAUUUAUGGUGGGAGCCAAAGGAAUGGAAGUCGUCCACCUCAUUUCUGCAAGAGCAGUGGUUCUGUUGCACGUCACAUUCUUCAACAAUUGCAGAACAUGAACAUCAUCGAUGUUGAUCCUAAGGGUGGGAGAAGAAUCACUUCAAGCGGUCAACGGGAUCUUGACCAAGUUGCUGGACGCAUCGUGGUGGCCCCUUGAACAAUCAGUGUUGAGCUAUGUUUCUGCUUUCGUACUUUUAGAUUUCAAUUUUCAGUCCUGUGGAGAGAUGUGACUGCAGCAACAAGAUUAUAUGUUAUGAAAUUUUUGGAUCCAACUGUUGAAUGUUUUGUAUUUGGACGUGGUUUUUGUUCUGUUGCAUUUUAUGAUUAUGCACUUUUAUCUUGCUA
Populus nigra (black poplar) is the source of this 714-nucleotide messenger RNA. RefSeq names its product small ribosomal subunit protein eS19x-like. Gene Ontology annotation, biological process: translation; ribosomal small subunit assembly. The transcript has 4 exons. Bases 95 to 526 code for a protein of 143 amino acids. Gene Ontology annotation, molecular function: RNA binding; structural constituent of ribosome. The record is from RefSeq and is a predicted model, not a curated record. Gene Ontology annotation, cellular component: cytosolic small ribosomal subunit; ribosome. Lineage: Eukaryota; Viridiplantae; Streptophyta; Magnoliopsida; Malpighiales; Salicaceae.